UUAUCAAUACCCAACUCAAGCUUUGGGAAAAUUGUUUGAAAAUGUUCAUAUUCACUUGUAGUGUUUGAAGCACUCAUGUAAUAUGCAUUGCUUCUAUUAAGUAAAAUGGUUGGGCAAGCAGGCUUUUCUUCUUCAUGAUCUCUUUCUUGUUUUCAAUUUGUUCCUUUUACAUGAAAGUCUGCUGUUAUUUUUGGCAGUAAAAUAGCGUGAUGAGCAGUUUUGCCCAAAGGGAGGGGCUGUUAUCAGAAAAGGGUGACUGGGAAUGUCCAUCAGAAGCAGCAGCUCGGUUCCUGAUGGCGUUUCACGUGCACUGACACGUGGUUUGUGAUGGCAUCCGAGGCUGAGAAGACCCAGGCUUUGCUCCAGUCUUGCAGCACUCAGUCUCUUCUUUCCAGCCUCGGUCUGGGGAUCUUCUGCCUCGUAGCUGACAGACUUCUGCAGUUGUCCAUAAUCCAGCAAAAUAACUGGAUUCGCGCCCUCUCCGAUAAUGCAGUGCAUGGUGUGAUUGGCAUGUGGUCCUGGGCAAUAGUCAUCGGAAUCAAGAAGAAGACUGACGUGCGAGAAAUCUUCCUCGCUGGGUUUUUAGCCUCAGUUAUUGACGUAGACCACUUUUUACUGGCUAGGUCCCUGUCUUUAAAGGCUGCUUUGACUCUUCCACGGAGACCCUUCCUUCACUGUUCUACUGUGAUCCCCGCCGUGGUCCUGACCCUCAGGUGCACCAUGCACCUCUUCAAGCUCAAGGACUCCUGGUGCUUCCUUCCCUGGAUGGUCUUCAUAUCCUGGACCUCACACCAUAUCCGCGAUGGCCUUCGGCACGGCCUGUGGAUAUGCCCCUUUGGGAAAACUCCGCCCUUGCCACUCUGGCUCUAUGUAGUAAGCACAGCAUCCUUACCCCACAUCUGCUCCUUGGUCAUGUACUUAACAGGGACCAGAGAGGUGAUGUCUUCAAAACACGGAAUUCAUAUCGAUGUCUGAGGUAACCAUGCGGCAGCCUCAGAGAAGCAAAUGGUUUAGACAAUGAUAAUUAAGGAUGCCCAACAUUAAAGUGAAUUUUAGUAAACAUAUUAGGUACCUAAAUUAAUUAUUAUAAUUCCUGAAUCCUCUUGCUCAGGAGGCAUGUGCAACUUCUUUUAAAUGGUAUGUUUGUUGUAAUCCUGUUUUUCUCUCUGUAACAGUUUCCUGCAGUAUUAGAGUUCCAUUCAUUCCAUUUCUAUUUUUAUUGUUUCUGUGUAUCUGGCUUUACUAAUAGCUUGAUUAGAUUAGCAGCCAGUUAAGUUUUCUGGAAGUAGAUUUUUAAGGUAGUUGAUCUUCCUGAUGAAAAAUAGUUCAAAUUUUAGGGUGAAUAGUUUGUGGAAGGUUAGCUUGAUGUUUGGAUCCUCAUUUUCCUGAGAUACUGAAACAGUGAAAAGGCCAGAGUUAAUGAGACCGUGAGUAAGAUGUAUAGUGGAUGCUAACACUUCCUCCUGCCCAUCCGUGUGGACACCGACGGGAGUGGAAUUGCCAAGUGCUUUAGUGAGUUGUGGUUACUGGCAGAAUCAGCACCAGUGCAGUUGUGCUGAAAUGAUCAUAACGUUCAUAAAAGGCAGUGACUAACAUUAGAUCUAGGUUAUUGUCUCAGAAAUCACUUUAGGAAAUUAUUGCAAUAUGUUGGCUAUAGUAACAUCUUCCUGAAGUAGUAUUAUGUCAGUAUCUUUGCCCAAAAAUCUCAUGUGUUAGGAUUUUAACUGUUUUGAAAAACAUAACUAAAUUUAACAAAUUAUUUGCUAAGAAUUAACAUGAACAAAGCAUUGCUACUUGGCUUAUAACAUAGAAUUUGAAUUCACGCACAAAAAAGAACUUACCAGUAAUGUCAUUUUGAAUGUGAGCUCCUGAAUGUGCCAUUAAAAUUGUUUUAGUUGCUGUCAA
This is a messenger RNA of Myotis davidii, 1905 nucleotides long. It is a transcript of the gene TMEM267, whose product is annotated as chromosome unknown open reading frame, human C5orf28. Lineage: Eukaryota; Metazoa; Chordata; Mammalia; Chiroptera; Vespertilionidae. The record is from RefSeq and is a predicted model, not a curated record. The transcript has 3 exons. Bases 328 to 975 code for a protein of 215 amino acids.